Molecule: messenger RNA, 2566 nt
Organism: Physella acuta
Lineage: Eukaryota; Metazoa; Mollusca; Gastropoda; Physidae
Product: cell cycle checkpoint protein RAD17
Biological process (GO): mitotic DNA replication checkpoint signaling; DNA repair; DNA damage checkpoint signaling
Molecular function (GO): chromatin binding; DNA clamp loader activity
Source: RefSeq, a predicted model, not a curated record
UAUACACCUGAAGUCAAUGAAUUUAAGUAUUUAAAAACAAUGAAAAACAUUUGAAAAGAUUUUAAAAUAUUCUAGACAAUUUACGAUGUUGUUUUGUUAAUGUUGAAUUCAGUUAAAUUAUGUAAACAUUUUUAACUAUUGCAAAUUUAAAAAUAGUUUAAUAAGACCAUGGAUGAUGAUGAAAAUGACGUUCAAAUUAUCAAAGUUACCACUUCUUCCAAGAAAAAGCAGAAAGAAUUAUCCUGGGUAUCAUCUUCAUUUGAUGUAUUUGAACCAAUUGAAGGAAUACCAAAAUCAUUGAAUACACCUAAGCAACAUAAUGUACCUAAAACGAAACCACGAGGAACUGGAUCUCAGCAGAAACUGUUGACUUCCUACACCAAUGGCAGCCUGUCCAGAAAGCGCCAGAGAGAUCCAUUUGACCAGACCGCAGGUCUAGCACCGAUUCAAAGCUCUCUUAAAAGUGCUGCCAACUCUGAGCUCUGGUUAGACAAGUACAAACCUACCUCCAAGACAGAUUUGGCUGUACAUAAAAAAAAAGUCGAUGAGGUUUCUGACUGGCUGAAACAAAGCACAUCAGACUUCCACAAGAACGAAGCUUCAAUUUUACUACUUACUGGGCCAUCCGGUGCUGGUAAAACUAUCUGUUUGCAUCUGCUUUGUGCAGAGCUUGGCCUUGACCUUCAAGAAUGGUCCAACAGCUCAGAGCAAGCAGCAGACCAGUGGACAGAUGAAAACUUUCAUUCAUCAGAGAGGUCCAAAAUUGAUGUGUAUCAAAGCCAGUCACAAAGUGUGAUCUUCCACAACUUCCUCUUGAGAGCAAACAAAUAUCACGCUCUUGAUCUGAUUGGAUCUGGUUCCAGCACCAACAUAAGCACAAACCAGAUGAAGAAAUCCGUGAUAGUGGUGGAGGAUAUGCCAAAUAUUUUCUUCAGAGAUUCGGCUCAAUUUCAUAAUAUACUCAGAAAGUUUCAUGCAUCUGGUCGCCGCCCUCUUGUGUUCAUCAUGAGUGAGUCCAACAGCAGCUCGUCAAACAUCCAGAAAUUAUUUCCUAAAGAUCUUCAGCUCCAGCUUGGUAUAACAUCCAUCAGCUUCAACCCAGUAGCACCCACAAUGUUGGUCAAGGUUUUAAACAGAGUGAUCAGUAGAGAAGCUGGACAGCUAAAGUUUGCACCUCCUAGCAUAUCUGUGAUAGAAACCAUAGCCAUGUCAUCUAAUGGUGACAUCAGGUCAGCUUUGAACACUUUACAGUUUGCCUGCAGGCAAGAUACAAUAGACCUGAAGGGAUUAUCAAGAUACGCAUCUAAGUCAAAGGGGAAAAGAUCCGUAUCUAAGUCAGGAAGUGUAUCCAGACAGGCUAGUGAUGAUGGCACUGACACCUCCUCCAUUAUAGGGGCUAAAGAUAAAACCGUCUUUCUCUUCCACUCCAUCGGAAAAAUUCUCUACUUUAAAAGGGGAGAGCCAAAUGAACAAACAUCUCUACCAAAGCACUUGAAAAGCUAUGAGAGACACCCUUUAUUAACAGACCCAGAGGAAGUGGCCUUUAGAUCACAGCUAUCUGAGGAGUAUUUCAACUCUUAUCUGCAUGAAAACUAUGUUGAGUUUUUGUCCACUGUUGAAGACUUAGAGCGAGCAUCAGAAUACUUCAGUGACUCUGACUACAUCUCCUCUAUGUGGAUGGCGAGGGAAGAACUCCAGAAAUAUUCCCUCUCAGUGGCAGCCCGAGGUUUCAUUCACUCCUGCUCUGAUGUCUCUCACCAUGACAGUGUGAGGAAAAGUCAAGGCUGGCGACCUCUACACAAAUCUCAGUGGUUUCAAUCUAGCAAACGAGCAAAUGAAAAUAUGACAACAGCAAGACAAUUAUUUAAAGGUUACCAUUGGGAGCCUGAGGUGUUAUAUGCAGAGAUUCUCCCUUACAUCAAUUUAACUAACCCAACAUUGCAUGAUACAGGCCAAAUAAGUUUUGUCCAAGAGAUGACCCAGUUCUCAAGUCAGAGGCAUUUGCAUGGGCGAAGAGCUGAGAGACUGGAUGAGAAAGAUGUUGUGAUGAAUGAUGAGAGUCUAGCAGAUGAUGAAAGUGCCACAUCACAGUUGAUGUCAAACAAAGAUGUGCUAGCACCUAGUCAAGAUGUUGAGUCUAGCCAUCAGGAUGAUGAUGAUGUACCCAACAGUCAAAGUAACAUCCGUGGUUUGUGUGAGGAUGAUGACAUUGUGAUAGAAGACUUUGAUGAUGACUUCUAGAUUGUUCUUUUUGUUAUUAUUGCAAAAAAAAAAAAGGACAUAACUAUCACCUAAUUAUUCCUCUGUUUUAUUAUGUGACAAAUAAAAUAGAAAGAAAGAAAUACUCUUUUUACUUGUACAAAGUACAAAGCAAUCAAUAAAUAUCUUGACAAUGUUGUUAUUGCAUGUUUACAGAAAAAAAAUGAAAUUAACUUGCCAGAACAAAUGUUGGAUUAUAUUUCUGAAUGUAAAUAUGUUAUUAAAGUUAGUGUGAAUACAGUUGAAUUCAGACUCAUUUGUUUGUAUAGACUUCCAUUUUCUUUUUAAUAAUUGUUUUGUGUAAUCU